Messenger RNA from Clonostachys byssicola, 1761 nucleotides. Lineage: Eukaryota; Fungi; Ascomycota; Sordariomycetes; Hypocreales; Bionectriaceae. The record is from the annotation of a GenBank genome assembly.
AUGAGCGACAUCACCUGGAUGGACACCACCCCAGUCGCGCCUAGCGAGAAGUACUUUGAUCUUGGCGUCUACGGCCGCAAGAUCACUACCUCGUCCCCUGAGGCCCAGGCUUGGUUCGACCGAGGCUUGGUCUGGGUUUACAUCUUCAACCACGAUGAAGGCAACUACUGCUUCCGACAGGCCAUUGCACAUGACCCCAGCUGUGCUAUGGCAUAUUGGGGUCUGGCAUACUCCCUCGGUCCCAAUUACAACAAGGCCUGGGAACGCUUUGACCGCAGGGACCUCGUUCGGUGCGUGGAGCGUGGCCACCACGCUGCUCUAAAGGCACGAGAGCUUGCGACGAAUGUGACUCCUGUAGAGCAUGCUCUCAUCAACGCCAUCAACUGCCGGUUCGAGGAUGCGGAAGCUGCAGCAGAUGUGAAAAAGCUCAACGUGAUGAACCACAAGUACGCCGAUGCCAUGGAAGCCAUUUACAAGGACAACAAGAGCGACAACGAUAUUGCGACAUUGUACGCUGAUGCCAUGAUGCAGCUCACCCCAUGGAAGCUGUGGAACCUGCAUACCGGCAAGCCCGAGCCUCAGGCGCGCACCCGGCAAAUUCAAGAGGUCCUCGAUGAUGCGCUGAGGGACAACGAGACGGCCUGGGAACAUCCCGGCGUUCUUCAUCUGUAUAUCCACUUCAUUGAGAUGUCGCCGCAGCCAGAGCUGGGCAUCAGAGCGGCAGACUGCUUGCGACAGCUGAUCCCGGACGGCGGCCACGCCCACCACAUGCCUACGCAUUUGGACGCCCAGGUUGGAGACUGGCGACGAUCGAUCGCCUCCAACCAAGAUGCGACUCGGGCUGAUGAGCGAUUCUACCGUGAAAAGGGGGCGAUGAACUUCUACACGUUCUACCGCUUGCACAACUACCAUGCGCUGAUUUACGCAUCCAUGUUUGCUGGCCAGAAGAGCACCGCUCUGGAUGCCGUGGAACGUCUAGGAUCCACGCUGCCUGAAGAGGUGCUCCGAAUCGAGUCACCUCCCAUGGCGGACUGGUUGGAGCACUUUAUUGGCGUCCGCGCUCAUGUCAUGAUCCGCUUUGGCAUGUGGCAAGACAUUGUUGACUUGCCUCUUCCCGAAGACCGUCAACUCUAUCCCUUCACCAUCGCCAUCUACCAUUAUGCCAAGGGCGUAGCUCACGCGGCUAUGAGUAAUCUCAAGGCAGCCGAGGAGCAGAGAGAGCUCUUCAAGAAGGCUGCCGCAGUUGUUCCUGAGACUAGAAAGGCCUACAUGAGCACGGCCAAGCAAAUCUUGGCCAUCGCCACAAAGAUGUUAGACGGAGAGAUCGAAUACCGUUACGGCCAGUACGACCAGGCCUUUGCUAGCCUCCGGGAAUGCAUCAGUCUAGACGACUCCCUUCCCUAUAACGAGCCGUGGCCCUGGAUGCAGCCUCCCCGCCACGCCUAUGCUGCGUUGCUCCUCGAACGGGAGCAAGUCGAAGAGGCUGCUGCCGUGUACAAGGCCGACUUGGGCUUUGACGAAACGCUGAUCCGAGCACGACGCCAUCCAAACAACGUGUGGGCGCUGCGGGGAUAUCAUGAGUGCCUCGUUCGAAUGAAGAAGGACGCCGAGGCAGCAGUCAUAGAACCAGCUUUGAGGCUUGCUAGGGCGGGUGCUGAUGUUCCCGUGGAAGCAUCCUGCUUUUGUAGACUAGAUACCUCAAAUGCGCCACCGCUAUCCGAUGGCGUGCAGGUAGAGAACGGAUGCUGUGCCAAGAAGUGA